UUUUUUUUUGUAAACCAGGAACUACAUAAAUAUGAGAUUUUGAUUAAUUACUCUGCAAUUACACGUAUUAAAAGCAACUAAGUCGAUUAUCUUUGUAGAUCCAUUAUCCGCUUAAUGUUAAAUCACAGAAAUCACAACAUUCCCAUGUCAUCGCUUUUACACCAUAACUACCAAUAUAAUUGACUUGAUUAUCAAGUGUGCAGAACGGCGAUUAAUGUCAGGAGGAUCAUUUGAAAAAAAUCGCACAUAGGAACAAAGGUAAAUCGUUUUUAAUGUUGCUCUAUUUGAGAUAAACGCUUCCGUGAAGGCAGGUAAUUAUAACCAAAAAAAUUUUAAAACAUCACUCAGUGAGUCACUAGAGUUAAAGCAUUAAAAUCAAUAAAAAGGCGGAGAUUGUUAUGUGUACCUACUGUCAAUCAAAUCGCCGUCGAAUAGACGGAUAUUUACAUUACCGUACGCCUAAGAGUGCUUCAGUUGUAGAACAGAAUUCAAAGACACGAGUUCCAGCCGAACUCUUAAUUAAUCCCGACUACUUAAUUAAUUAUCAACAGUAUGGAACUGACGACAGAUAGGUACAGUGAAUCUAUUGAGUUAUCCAACAAGUGCAGAGAAUUCUACCUGAAAAGAAUGGAGGACGCUGAGGCGAGGAAACAGACCCCUAAGACGAAUCCCUCCCCCCGGGGCGGGAAGAUCACAACCAUAGACGUAGCCAUGGGCAAACUUAGAGAAGAAAUGAAUUCUUUAAUGGAUCAAGACCUUUCCCUGAUGAAACAGCUGUUGAUCUUAAACGAGACAAUUGAAGACCUGAAAUGGAAAAGGAGUUGCAGCUAUGAUUCUAUGCCCGAUAGCUCCACCGAACUAAACGUUUCUGAUUGGUCAGUAUCAGACAGCGAUUUGUUCGAAUCCUGCGAUGAUCUAUCCAGAAAAGGCCAACAACCAGAAACCGAGAUUCCGGAAGUAACAUCAUUGUCAAACGCAAUCAAACACAAAUGUACCACACAAGACACUCGCAGUUCGACGAAGAAAUCCGAGCAGAAAUCCGAGAAAAUUUCUAAAAUCAAAAUAGAAAAUGCAAUUUACAAACAAACUAGUGAAGAAGAUCAAAGUUCAUGUGACUCCGGAAUCUGUGACUCCUUUCUGGUGGAAGGUCCCUGAAGGGCCCCUCCAUUUCAAACUAACAAUUGCAAUAUGAACGGUUGUCAAAACUUGUGUUCUUCGAAAACUUUUACAAUCCAAGAGGAUUUCCGAGGCCACUGAAGUUUACGAUCUCAGGACAUUUUAGCAUGGACUACGCGAUCAGGAUGUUUAACGUUAUACACGUGAAGCGAUUUUUACAACGAAUACACACUGUGUAGGAUCUCUUAAUUUCAUUGAAAAAAUCGUGCACCUGUUUCAUGCCGACAGAGGUUGACGUCUAUUAAUGAAAAACUACCGGACUCCCAGUAACAUUCGGUUUCCGGUGCUUUCAGGACACUGUGUCUGAUGGUUCCUGAGUGGACUUUGACUAAUUUGGACAAUGUGUAUAAUUAUUGGAUAUUUAUUCCUUUUAAGGCAUAUUCGAAUGUCAUGUUUAUUUUUUGCAUCCCUUUCGCAAGUCAAAAAGAAUUUUUAUGAAGUUUGAAAAAAAUAAGGGGGGAUUUAAAUCGGAAGGGGGGGGGGGUAUAUGUAUGGUAUUCAAUAUAAUUUAUCAGGCACAUUUCUUCAAUGCUGUGUCCCUCGAAAAGACCUGAAAGGCGGAACACAAUUAGUGUAGUCUCUCAACGACGCCAGUCAGUGUCUGUUUCGGGGGAUAUUGUGUGGACGAAAUGUGCGGAGGUAAAUCAGAUCGCAACUUUUGGCUUUAAUUUUCUGGCUAUGGGGAGAGGUUUUGAUUUUCUGGCUAGGGGAGGGAGGGGGGGUUACAAGACAGAGUUCUUCCUUGUGGAUUUCGUCAAAUGUAUUCGUAAAACAAGGAAGAAUGGCUGUGUAUACAAAUUAAAAUGUUUUAAAAUUUGAAUUUAGCAAAAAUAUGUGACAAAAAAUUGAAACAUUUAUUGUAUUUGGAACUGUAAAUUUUGAAAUAAAUGUGGAAUUACUUUU
Messenger RNA from Ostrea edulis (European flat oyster), 2079 nucleotides. RefSeq lists its product as uncharacterized. The coding region runs from base 553 to 1155 and encodes 200 amino acids. The record is from RefSeq and is a predicted model, not a curated record. The transcript is spliced from 2 exons. NCBI's taxonomy places the organism in Eukaryota, Metazoa, Mollusca, Bivalvia, Ostreida, Ostreidae.